UUUGUGUUCAUCAACUGGCAUGACCAUGGGGGAUCAGUUUGUUAAAGAAAUUCUCAGUCUGUGUUUGCAGAGGCUUGCCAUAGAAGAAGCGUCAAACUGUGAACAAGAGUUAAUUGAGGUGGUGAAGAACUUUGAGGCUGCCCGAAAGAAGUGGUUGCAUGCAGAGCUUGAGUUGAAAAAACACAAGGAGCUCUUGGUGAAGUCAGAUGUGGCUCGAGCUGCUCUGGAGGUCAAACUUAAACAUGCUCGAAACCAGCUGGAUGUGGAGAUAAAGAAACGCUACAAAGCUGAGGCCGACUACCAGUGCCUGGAACGGCAGAUGCAGUUGAUAUGUGAUGUUCUUGUGCAUGACAGCAAGUCAAGUGCCUGUCUGAAUGAUGAGCAGAGGUCAGUGCUGACUAGUUUCAGUCACAGAGGAGCCUGUGUCCCACAGCACAGAGGGAAACGAUUAUCUGUAAUUGAUGAGUCCUCCUUCCUGUCUCACUCUGACAUUAGUUAUGACAGAACUGAUGAUGAUUUGGACUUGGACAGCACUGCGUUUGUUAAGCCUCUCAAGUCAAGAGCUCGUGAGAGAAGACGUUCAUCAAUGGGCCCAAGUGUUGGUCCACCAAUGCAGAAACGGGGAAGAGUCAGCCGUUCAGGAGAUCUCCUGGGUGCUCGACCAGUGGAGAAGGAAAUUGAGACGACAAUUGUGAAAGCAUCUGUUUCUACCCCAGAGAGUGGAGGGCAGAUUCACAUGGUAAUAGACAUCACUCAAGAGACUCCAGAACAUCCAUCCAGAGCUCUCAGAAAUGAACAUUUUCCAUCUGUUGGCGAACAAACAUCUGUGUGGGCACCUAGUGAGGCCAUGGAGGCUGAGACGAUUGUUGAGAUGGAGGUGACCACCCCUGAGCCCAGACUCCCUCAGGGCUUCACACCUACCGUGGAUAAAAGUUUGCAGCAUGUAUUCCAGCAAAAAACAGUGAUUCGUCCAGAGACAUGCACACCGUGUGGGAAAAGGAUUCGCUUUGGGAAGAUUGCUGUAAAAUGUAGAGAAUGCCGAGUGGUGAGCCAUCCUGAGUGUAAACACCUGUGUCUUAAGAAGUGCAGUCCUACUGCACAUGGUUCAGCACAAUCCAAAGAGGAGAAUUUAGAAGGCUUUGCUUCAUCUACACGUCCCAGGAUUCCCUCUCUGAUCGUUCAGUGUGUUUAUGAGAUUGAGAGAAGAGGACUUGAAGAGAAGGGUAUUUACAGAGUGCCAGGAGGAGAGCGGCUGGUGAAGGAACUGAGGGAGAAAUAUAUGUGUGGCAAAGGCCCGUUGAUGCUCCACAAAGUAGAUGAGAUUCAUGCUGUCUGUGGACUCCUCAAAGACUUCCUGAGGAAACUAAAGGAGCCUCUCGUAACAUUUAAACUUCACAAAGCAUUUAUGGAAGCUUCUGAGAUGGCAGAUGAAGACAAAAGCACAGAAAUGUUAUUACAGGCUAUCAAAGAGCUGCCACUGCCCAAUAAGGAUACCCUUGCCUUCCUAAUGCUGCAUUUGCAGAGAGUUAUGCAGAGUCCAUUGUGUCAAAUGGGUCAGAAUAACUUGGCCAGAGUGUUUGGGCCCACUAUCAUUGGACAUGGGAUGCUGGAACCUUCUCCCAUGACUAUUAUGAGGGACACAAACAGCCAGCCCAAAGUUGUCGCUCGGUUACUGUCCUUCCCCUCAGAUUUCUGGGAAGGCUUCUUAGUCGAGGAGCCAGAUCAGGUCAACUGUCCUAAGGUGGUGUCCAACAUCAACAGUGCCUGCACAAGCAGAGAUAAGAUUUUUAAACCCCUGACCUCCCCUGAGUUGAGAAAAUGCACUAAAACUACAUCUAGUGGCUCAAUCAAGGGUCGAAUCAAGAACUUUGGUGGUGCUUUCAAUAACCAGAGCAAACCAAGAAAUGAACCAGGAAAAAAGAAAUUCUUCACAUCCCCGAAAUGAUGUAUUGUUUAUGGGUGCGUGUAUAAGUGUUUUGUGUGUACACAGAAUAUGUUUGUGUCUGGUAGUUGUACAGGGAUGCACUGAUUUGGUGGCUUGAAACCACAGGUUUCCACAGGUAUUGGAAGAUUGCAGCACUUUAUGUCUUACCUUUAAAACAGUUAUGUAAAUGCAAGUUUGUCCAAAAAGAUCCUAGAAGACAUGAGACUACAUUAUUUGUAUUUUCUGUAGAACAAUUAAAUUCUUAAACUUAUUAUAAUCAUGUAUAAAGGAAUUGUCCUGGAAAAUAUUUAAA
Molecule: messenger RNA, 2237 nt
Organism: Myxocyprinus asiaticus (Chinese sucker)
Lineage: Eukaryota; Metazoa; Chordata; Actinopteri; Cypriniformes; Catostomidae
Product: rac GTPase-activating protein 1
Exons: 16
Coding region: 20-1945 (641 amino acids)
Biological process (GO): signal transduction
Source: RefSeq, a predicted model, not a curated record